GGUUCUCCUCGUCAAGAAACACUGAAGACAACCAACAACCAAUAGGCUGCGCUCGUGAUUAUGCACAUUUGAGGCUUGUCAAACGGUGAGACUUCGAGAAGAAUUGUCAUUUGGUUUCGCGACGAAAAGGAAAUUCUCUUGUUAAAAACGGAUCAUCAGUGUAGAAUUCAAUUGACACAUCAAGAUGGACAGGCUAUUACGGUUAGGCGGUGGAAUGCCGGGUUUAAAUCAAGGACCACCACCCUCCGAUGCACCUGUUGUUGACACAGCUGAACAGGUAUACAUAUCAUCCUUGGCCCUUUUGAAAAUGCUCAAGCACGGUCGUGCCGGGGUACCGAUGGAGGUGAUGGGUCUGAUGCUGGGAGAAUUUGUCGACGACUACACUGUUCGCGUUAUUGAUGUCUUUGCCAUGCCUCAAACAGGAACAGGUGUCAGUGUAGAGGCGGUAGAUCCAGUGUUUCAAGCAAAGAUGUUGGAUAUGUUGAAGCAGACCGGUCGGCCGGAAAUGGUAGUGGGCUGGUAUCAUUCUCAUCCGGGUUUCGGUUGCUGGCUAUCCGGAGUGGAUAUUAACACUCAACAAUCUUUCGAGGCUCUUAGUGAAAGAGCUGUAGCCGUUGUCAUUGAUCCUAUACAAUCGGUGAAGGGAAAGGUUGUCAUUGAUGCAUUUAGAUUAAUCAAUCCAAACAUGAUGGUCUUGGGACAAGAACCAAGGCAAACAACAUCGAAUUUAGGCCAUCUACAGAAACCAUCGGUUCAAGCGCUGAUACACGGAUUAAAUCGGCAUUACUACAGUAUUAGUAUUAAUUAUCGUAAGAACGAGCUGGAACAGAAAAUGCUGUUGAAUUUACAUAAAAAGACAUGGAUGGAUGGUUUGACUCUUGCCGAAUAUUCAGAGCACAGUCGACUCAAUGAGAAUAUCGUUUCCGAAAUGCUUGAACUUGCAAAGAAUUACAACAAGGCCUUGGAGGAGGAAGAAAAGAUGACACCCGAACAAUUAGCAAUAAAGAAUGUGGGCAAGCAAGAUCCGAAACGACAUCUUGAAGAAAAAGUGGAUUCGCUAAUGGCUACAAAUAUUGUCCAAUGUUUGGGAGCUAUGCUUGACACAGUUGUAUUUAAAUAAUAAUUUCUCAAUAUACCACUCGCAAUAUGAUAUUUAAAGGAAAUAUACAUCUUUCUUUUUAAAAUAAAAAAAAGUAUGAUACUUCUUUUUAUAUUCACCACUAAUGCGAACAAUUGAUAUGCACUAUUAGUUUUGUGUAAAUUUUUAUUGAAGAUACAUGUUAUCUUGAUGAAUCUGGUGUACUUAUUGGACUGAAUAUUACAAAUUGUUGUAAAUCAUGGUACGUAAAA
Formica exsecta is the source of this 1350-nucleotide messenger RNA. RefSeq names its product 26S proteasome non-ATPase regulatory subunit 14 (gene Rpn11). The record is from RefSeq and is a predicted model, not a curated record. Gene Ontology annotation, molecular function: proteasome binding; protein binding; metallopeptidase activity. The coding region runs from base 185 to 1120 and encodes 311 amino acids. The transcript is spliced from 6 exons. NCBI's taxonomy places the organism in Eukaryota, Metazoa, Arthropoda, Insecta, Hymenoptera, Formicidae. Gene Ontology annotation, cellular component: proteasome regulatory particle, lid subcomplex. Gene Ontology annotation, biological process: proteasome-mediated ubiquitin-dependent protein catabolic process; protein deubiquitination.